AUGAAUUGUUCCAGAGUGCUUUCACCGCUGCGAAGAUCAGUACUGAGGCGGUUUCUUCAUGGGAAACCACAAAUAAAGAUAAAUGGGAAAGUAUACGAUGAGCAUCCUGAAUACACAAAUGUUUCCAGCACUGUUUUGAACUUAAGUGACCGAUCACUACAUCUCAAGCCUGCACAUCCAGUCGGAAUUUUGAGAAAGCAAAUAGAAGACAAGCUUAAUUCUACCUCGAACUCUUUUCAACUUUACAACAAUUUUCGCCCGGUGGUGACUGUUGAAGAAAACUUCGAUUCCCUUGGCUUCCCACAAGAUCAUCCUGGCAGGUCUAAAAGUGAUACUUACUACGUCAACGACAAACACUUAUUCCGGACACAUACUUCUGCUCAUGAAGUUGAGUGUUUUGGCAACAUUCAAGAAUUUUGUCCCAAGGUUACUUCUAAAACACCCACCGAGAAGCCUGGGUUUUUGAUUACCGCAGAUGUGUACAGAAGAGACGAAAUUGAUAGAACUCACUACCCUGUAUUUCACCAAAUGGAAGGUGCUCGUGUCUGGAGAAGGUCGGCUGAAAAAUGUGCUGAUGGACAGGAACCUUUGCACAUUCAGAAGAUGCGUCACGAUCUAGCAAAAUUAGAGAAGCAGCUACGCGAAGAGAGUGGCAAUUUGGUGGUACAAGAUGAUGUCAGCUUGGAAGGCAAUCCGAAACAGAGCUACAUGUCAGACUUGGAAGUGGAUCUGUGCUCGCAACAUCUCAAGAGAAGUAUAGAACUAUUGGUGGCUCAAGUCUUCAACAAGAAACUGGAAUCGAUGGGUUGCAAAAAAUCGGAAGCCGAGUUUCAGGUACGCUGGAUCAAGGCCUAUUUUCCUUGGACCACUCCAUCGUGGGAAAUUGAAGUUUUCUGGCAAGGUGAAUGGCUCGAGCUUUGCGGGUGCGGUGUAGUUCGCGAGCAGUUACUGCUCAACGCCGGAUACGACAAAGACAGUACCAUCGGAUGGGCUUUUGGGCUGGGACUUGACAGAAUUGCCAUGCUUCUAUUCGAGAUUCCAGAUAUUCGUCUUUUCUGGACUCAGGACGAGAGAUUCCACUCACAAUUCCGCGAGGGUCAAAUUACCAAAUUCAAGCCCUACUCUAAAUAUCCAGGAACUACAAGAGACGUUGCAUUUUGGCUACCUCAGACUCAAGAAGCUUCUACUCUUUCUCCCAUUCACGAAAACGACAUCAUGGAAAUUGUCCGUGAGGAGGCUGGCGACAUGGUUGAAAGCGUAAAGCUGAUUGACCAAUUCACCCACCCAAAGACAAACAAAAAAUCGUUUUGUUACCGUAUCAACUACCAAUCUAUGGACAGAAACCUUACGAACAAUGAGAUUAAUGAGAUCCAAGAAAAUGUGCGUCGCGAAUUGGUUCAAAAAUACAAUGUCUCGCUACGCUAG
Messenger RNA from Lachancea meyersii CBS 8951, 1425 nucleotides. The record is from the annotation of a GenBank genome assembly. NCBI's taxonomy places the organism in Eukaryota, Fungi, Ascomycota, Saccharomycetes, Saccharomycetales, Saccharomycetaceae.